Molecule: messenger RNA, 2748 nt
Organism: Monopterus albus (swamp eel)
Lineage: Eukaryota; Metazoa; Chordata; Actinopteri; Synbranchiformes; Synbranchidae
Product: zinc finger protein 569-like
Exons: 2
Coding region: 200-2611 (803 amino acids)
Biological process (GO): regulation of DNA-templated transcription
Molecular function (GO): DNA-binding transcription factor activity, RNA polymerase II-specific; RNA polymerase II cis-regulatory region sequence-specific DNA binding
Source: RefSeq, a predicted model, not a curated record
ACCGACUGAUGGGACACGUAGACUAUUCUCGCUAUCAGUAGUAUGGUACUAGUACCAGCAGUACUAGUACAUGGCUCUAGGCCCUCCGCUCCACGAGGGGGUAGACUCCGGCUCCCUCCUCUUGGUGUGACCCGAUGACCCGGAACAGGCCCGGGAUGUUUUUCUUCCUGCUGGGCGAUGAACGGAGCUCUGUCCCGGUAUGUCUCUGGCUGAAACCCCGCAGUACUGCGGGCACCGGGCCCUGACUGAGUCUGUGUCGGAGCAGUUAAGGCGGGUCGGGGAGGAGGUUCUGGGUUUGCUGGAGAAGCGGAGCGGCGAAUCCUCCGGAAGACGCCUACUCCACCUGCUCCGGCUGCUUCUCAACGAACGGCUGGCCGCAGCGGCGGAGCGGAUCGUCGGGCUGCUGGAGCGGGAGGUAGAGGAGUACCGGGGGCAGCUGGAGCGGCAGAGCCGGCUGCUGGAGGUCGUGCUGAGUCCGGUGGUCCGAUUGAACCGGACAGAUUCCAUCAGCUCAUCAAUUCUCUGCUGUGAUCAAAACCAGCCACCACGGUUUGAGGUUAACCCCGUCCCUACAGCUCCACCCAGCCCUGCCUCCUCAGACGCCUCUGCAGUUGACUGUGACAAUGACUGGAGGAGAAUUAACAAGUCCUCCUGCAACAAAGACAGAGACAGGAUGGGACCAGUGGCAGGACUAUGGUCCAGUGGUCGAAAACAGCAAGCAGCAUCUCCCAACCGCCCGGCGACUCACCGCUGUAUCGUCUGUAGAAAAACUUUCCGCCACAAAGGGAAUUUGGUGAAACAUGUGGAAACUCAUUGUGACAACCAGGAAUGUCUCUGUGGAGUGUGUGGGGAAUGUCUUGAGUCCUCAGACGGUUUGUUGGACCAUCUCAGGUCUCACAGAGAAACUGUCGGCAGUGGCGGGACAUGUGAGAUCUGUGGGAAGACAUUUCAGAACAUAGAGACGCACAUGAGGAGUCACACAGGAGCCAAACCGUUCAGCUGUGACAUCUGUGGGAAGAGCUUCCCUCGACCUGGAGCGCUGAGGAGGCACAAGAAAAUCCACAGCAGGAAGACUGCCAAUGAGUGCCCCAUCUGUGAACAGACCUUCGCCCAGAACCAGCUGCUCCAGGAUCACCUGAGGACCCACAAAAAGGAUGAGGACAGUCAGUCAGAGAAACCAAAGAGUGAUGAAAGGCAGGACUCUGGACUGAAGUCGUCUCAGUUAGCCUCGCUCUGCUGCAGAGUCUGCGGUGACUCCUUCCACAGCCGAGGCUUCCUGAGGAAACACGCUGAGACGCACUGCAGGGAGUCUCCGAGCAUUUGUGGUGUCUGUGGACAGCAGGUGGACUCACCUGACAGUCUGCUGACUCACCUGCGGUCUCACAGAGAAACUAGCGGGACCUGCAGCAUCUGCGAGAAGAGUUUCCAGAACAUGGAGAUGCACAUGCGAAGCCACACUGGGAUCAAACCAUACCGCUGCAGCAUCUGUAACAAACACUUCCCCCGACCAGGAGCGCUGAGGCGCCACAAGAAGAUCCACAGCGGAGAGCGACCGUACACCUGCCAGCACUGUGGGAAGACCUUCAUCGAGAGCAGUGCCUUGAAGACUCACAGCAGGAGUCACUUAUGGGAGAUCCACGAGGACAGGGACCCUGAGGCGUUGGCAGAUUCUCAGAACCUGAAGUCUGAGACUGAGAACAGCAAGAUGUCAAUUCAGACAUCUCACUGCUGCAAACUGUGUGGUGAAUCCUUCCUGAGUAAAGGUGGUUUGAGGAAACAUGCAAGUAACCACUCAGCAGAAUCUGUCUGUGGCGUCUGUGGUGAAAGUUUACUACAGUCAGAGACUCUCACAGACCACCUGCAGACCCACAGGGACACCGGUAAAAUCUGUCACGUCUGUGGCAAAGCCUACCAGAACAUAGAGACUCACAUGCGAAGUCACACUGGCAUCAAACCAUACUGCUGCAGUGUCUGUGGUAAAGCUUUCCCACGGCCUGGUGCUCUGCGGCGCCACAAGAGGACCCACAGUGGGCAGCGACCGUACAUCUGUGAGUUCUGUGGGAAGACGUUUAUGGAUAACUGUGCUCUGACGACGCACAUCAGGAACCACACCGGGAACAAACUGGCCCACCGUGUCUCCUGCGAGACCUGCGGGAAGAGCCUGGCAUCGGUCCAUGUCCUGGAGGUGCACAAAAGGAUCCACACAGGCGAGAAGCCAUUCCAGUGCCGCAUCUGUGGGAAAGCAUUCAGGCAGGUGGGAGGGCUGAACGCCCACAUGCUGACCCACACUGGAGAGAAGCCAUUCACCUGCAACCUCUGCUACAAGAGCUUCAGCACCAAAGGAUACCUGGAGACUCACAUCCGCUUCCACAAGGAGGAGCGAGCAUUCAGCUGCCACCUUUGCUGGAAGGCCUUUGUCACCAAGAAUGACCUGAAGAAACACUUGCUGACUCACACCGGAGAGAAACCCUACAGCUGCAGGGUCUGCGGCAAGAGCUACCAGGAGAAACGCUCCCGAGACAUCCACAUGAAAGUCCACCUGGAUGUCCGGAUCGGCAAAGAGCCCAUCAGGAGGCAGGACGGUCUGCAGCCAGACUUCAUACAGCUGUAAAGUGCAGAUCAGUCGUCAGACUGGUUUUACUAACUGCUACACAGAAAUGUGCUGUGGUGGUUCUUCUCUCAUCAACAGUUUCUAAAAUGAGGUCCAGUAUCAAGCACAAUAAAAUAGUCAAAUUUUCAAAUAUUUUA